Messenger RNA from Tetrahymena thermophila SB210, 4299 nucleotides. RefSeq names its product cation channel family protein. The record is from RefSeq and is a predicted model, not a curated record. The transcript is spliced from 4 exons. NCBI's taxonomy places the organism in Eukaryota, Ciliophora, Oligohymenophorea, Hymenostomatida, Tetrahymenidae.
AUGGAUACAAGCAAUUAAUAAAUACAGGAUAAUUCGAACUCUUAAUUAAAUUAAAACGAGUAAACGCUUAAUGGUUUAGUCGCCAGCUCAUUUGCUCAUAAAUAUUCGAUGAGAAAUUAAAAUAGUAUAGGAGAAUAUCCAUAGAUAACUCUUAGAUAGGCAGAUAGUAUUAAAGCUCUGAAAAAAAAUAAUUCUCUAAUGCAUCAAUCAAUUAAAUUAUAAAAUUAAGCCAAACCGCAACACGAUUAAACUUAAUUAAAUAUAAAAAGUAACUAUUUAGACGUAGGGACCUCCGAUUCGCACAGAGUUAAAUCUACGUCAAAAAGCAAAUUUGGUGAUAACAGAAUUUCUUAUGACUUUUCUAAUCAUAAUGUAGAACUUUAAAAUGGCAAACUAGUCUUCAAAGACAUUAGAGAAGAUAUUUUAACAAAGAAGGUUGACAAAGCACUCAUUAAAGUAUAGCAAAUCAAUAAUUAGAAAUAUGCUAUCAAACUACUAGGUUUAAAACACUUUUUACUAAAACUUUCUAGAUUCACGCAUUCCUAUAUGAACAAGCAUUUAACGAAAUAUCAAAAAACUGUUAUUAGGGAUUAAGCACUACCUGAAGUUAGCAAUAAUUAAAUAAGAGAUUCUAGUUAAAAAAAAGAUGAGGAUGAUUUGGCUUUUUUUGAAAGAAUCCUCUAAAUGAUUCCUCUUUUUAAUCCUUCUAAUACUUUUAUUUUAUUGUGGGAUGUCAUACAGAUGAUAUUUAUACUUCUCUUUUUCUUCGCCAUUCCUCUUUAAAUAGUUUACAAUCUAGGUAUUGGCACUUUUAUUACUAAUAUAUUAUUCAACACAGGAUUAGUACUUUUUAUAAUUGAUAAUAUUAUCUGCCUUAAUACUACUUAUUUCGACAAAGGUAUACCUGUCAAAGAUAGACAGCUUAUUUGGUAUCAUUAUUUGAGAAAACAUUUUGUUACUGAUUUUCUUUCAAACAUUCCUGUGAUGAUUGAAAGUUUUUUAACUAGUCUUAGUGGUAUUUGGGGACUUUUAAUGCUUUUGCAAUAUCUUAAAGUUGACAGAAUUACAAUAAUCAUUCGUAAAGUAGAAGAGAUCUUCCAUCUCUCGCCUAAAUAAAAAUAGCUGGUACGCUUAGCUAAGUUACUUUUCAGAGUUUUAUUUGUAGCUCAUAUUUUUUCCUGCAUUUGGUUGUGGUUAGCCUUAACAAAUAACACGGAUUCUCAAGUUUGGAUUGAUAAGUACAAUUACAAUACUUUAUCUUGGGAUCAAUAGUAUCUUGCAUCAUACUAUUUUACUACCGUAACUAUGAUUACUGUAGGAUAUGGCGAUUUUGUUCCAGUAAAUAAUAGGGAAUUCGCCUUUUGUAUCUUUACUAUGUUGGUUGCUUGUGGUGUUUUUGCUUAUGCAGUAAAUUAGAUUGGUAGUAUAUUUGAAAAUAUGAGUAAAUAAGAAAUGUAAAUAAAUGAAAUGAUGUAUAAUAUAAGCAGUUAUAUGCACUUGAAAAAAGUUUCUAAAGAAUUACAAUAUUAAAUUAGGGAAUAUUUAUAAUAUUAUUGGACUGAGUAACAAGAUAGAGAUACAGAGAUAGAAGAAAAAAUAAAAAGUCUGUUGAGUGACAACUUGAGGGAUCAGCUAGCAUUAGAAGCAAAUAAUAUAGUUUUAAAAGAUUCAGUUGUGUUUAUAAACAACUUUAGUAAUUAAGUAAUUAGCAGAAGUGUACCUCUUAUCAAAGAAUAUAGAGCAACUCCUGAUGAGAUCAUACUUAUUGAAAACACUAUUACUGAAGAUUAGAAUAUAUAUUUUAUAGAAAAAGGUUAAGUUGAAGUAUUUCUUUCAUAAUCUGACUAGCCUAUACAAAUAAUGAAGCUAAAAGCCGGUGAUUGCUUUGGAUAAGUUGGUUUCUUUACGGGAUUAACAAGAACUCUAUCAGUCAAAUCUUUAGAUUUUACAACUUUGAUUUAUAUAAAGAGAUCUGAAUUUAUUGAAUUGCUAAAAGAAUACCCAGAAGAUUAUGAAUAAUUUUGCUAUAUUAAAGAUAAAAUUUUAAAUGAAAGCGACUACAGAUUGAUUGGAAUGAAGUGUUAUUCUUGCAAAGAUGGAAAGCAUUUAGCUAAUGAGUGCCCCUAUCUGCACUACACGCCUAAAAAAUUUCUACUUUUGAAAAAAUAUUUUUAUCCAGGAUAUCAUUAAAACAGGUAGAAACAUGAAAGGAAAAAGUUUUUAAAAUCUCCAAAUUCUUUGAAAGCUAAAUCAAAUAUUAGAGAGAAGGCAGAAUAGAUUUAAGAAUAAUUUUCAGUGAUUAUUGAUGAAUUAUUUGGUGAUGAAGAUUUUUUUGAUACUGAUGAAGAAGAAGAAAAUAAAUUAGCUGCAGAUAGUGAUGAUGAAGAUGAUGAAAAUAGUUAGGAAAAUGAAGAAGAAAAAGAAGAAAAUAAAGAUAGUUAAUAAAGGAUUGGAUUUAAACUACCAUCAUUUUUGUAGUAAUUAAACUAUGCUAAAAAAUUAUCUAUUGAUAGAUAAGUGGAUAAAUAAGAUGAAGGUAAUCUUUCUGAGAGUAACUUGUAACUCAACAACUCAAAUUAAAAAAUUCUACCAAAUUAAUAAAUAAAUGUUUAACUUGGAUUUUUAAAUUCAAACAGUUUACAAAAUUAAUAAGGAGAAGAUUCAGAAAAAUUGAGUCCUUUAGGUCCGCAAAACGAAAAAGUUGUAGUUUUUUCCAUGGAAACAAAAAAUGAAGAAAUAGAUUAUGAAAAUUAAAAUAACGAAUAUAAUUAAAAAGGGUAUUUGCAUAUUUAAAAAGAUACUAAUAAUAUAAUUAGUAGUAGAAAAGCUGUUGCACCUAUUUUAAAAUCUUUAUAAUCACAGUCAACUACUGGGACAAAAGAAAUCAAAGAAUCUUAGUUUAGCUAAAAUUAGAUUGCGCCACAACAGUCAGUAAUAAUUCCAACAUCAAAUACUAAAAUAGAGAAAAGAUAGUCUAUUUCAAAAGUUUAAAGAUAGGAAUCGAAAAGAAAGUCUACUAAAAAGCAUACCACUGGUAAUUCUAAUAGUGGUGGUAUUAGCAAUUCUACUUAAUGCAUAAAUGCUAUCAGUAAUUUGAUUAAAAAACAAAAUUCUAUGAAAGAUGAAUCCACUAUCUAUACAAAUCAGCUGAGCUCUUAAUAUUCUAAGUUGGAAACUUUAAGUAAAUAAAAUAAUAAAUACAAAUCAAAUAAUUUAGCUGGGAUGUAAAAAACUAAUGAAUUCAAAAAUAAUAACAAUAUUCUUCUCCAGGCAAACUCAUCUGUGCUUGAAAAUAUUAAAAGGAUAAGCUAUGACUAAAACUAGUUAUUAUUGAAUAAGAUAAUAGAAAUAUUAGGAUCAAAUACACAUACUGGGCGAAAAACAUCAUAGGUCUCUUAAUCUGUUAUAGAAGGUUCUGAUAAUUAAACUAAUUUUUACGGACUUGAGGAUUUCGAUACUCUUAAAAAUUAUAGCUUUUACUAUCCAUCCAGUAAUGUUGAAUAUGUUUUAGAUAAAAUUGUAAGCUUAAAAAAUCAUACAAAUGUAAAGCACAAUUUGUUUAUACAUUUGAAUAAAUUGAAACCAACUACUUAGAAUAACAAUUAAAGUAAUUCUAUCAAUCCAUAAGACUUUGUAAGGAAAAAUAGAAAAACUGGUGGAACUAGAAUAGUAGCUUCAGGUGGAGUAGCAGGAAAUUUGUUAAAUAAAUUUAGGCAGUAAGAAGAUACCAAAGAGAUAGCAUAAAUAUAUUAAGAAUCAGAAAGCAAUUCUAUUAUUGGAGUAAAUCGUAGUGGUAGCAUACUUAAUAAUGGAGAAGGUACGCCAUUUGUAAGAGGUGGAGCAAGAAAAGCUACAAAAAGAUAAAAUAUAAUGCUUGUUAGUGGAGGAGAAGAAGGCUCAGAUGAUUCUAAGAAAAGCAAUAUAGAAGGAAUUUUAUCUUAAACUUAAUCCAAAUAAAGUAGAUUUAAAAAUGAAGUUUCUAAAAUAUAAGAAGAAGAAGAUGAAGAAGAAAGAGAGAGAUAAAGAUUAUCCAUGAAUAUUUCUGAUAUUAAUUAAUAAGCUACCAGUAUUGUUAGUGAACAAGUAAAAUUAAAUUUUAAAUACAACUAACUCGAAGACUGUCAAUCUAAUAGAACAUAUGAAUUAGAUGCUAUUUUUGGAUUUAAAGGAGAAACUUUUAGUAAAAUACCAUCAUAGCAAUCAAUAAGUGAUAAUGGAUAAAUAACUGGUUUCCGAAAUUUAGAAUGUUCUCCAAGCCAUCAUAAAAAUAAACCUAAAAAUUAAAAAAUUUAAAAUUGA